This is a messenger RNA of Ogataea philodendri, 819 nucleotides long. RefSeq lists its product as uncharacterized. Lineage: Eukaryota; Fungi; Ascomycota; Pichiomycetes; Pichiales; Pichiaceae. Gene Ontology annotation, biological process: CAAX-box protein processing. Gene Ontology annotation, cellular component: endoplasmic reticulum membrane. The coding region runs from base 1 to 819 and encodes 272 amino acids. Gene Ontology annotation, molecular function: metalloendopeptidase activity. The transcript has a single exon. The record is from RefSeq and is a predicted model, not a curated record.
AUGGAUCCAAAAACAUCGACAUUCUGGUGCUCCUUCGCAGUGACAUCGUUGUAUGUGCUGGUUCUAUACAUCAAGCCGAUUAGAGGGAACCGUGAUUCUGUUGUUGUGAUCAAAUCGCGGUUGCUACGAGUGUCAAUUUCUACAAUGGUAUCACUGCUACUGACACCAGUAUUGAUGGUUUCAGUCACAAAACAGGCGUCGUCGUACUCGGAGGCAUUGGGGUACAUGGGAUUGAGUAUAGGAAGAUCCACAUUUAAGGAUAUCUGGACUGUUCUCAAACUUUUUGUCAUACUUUUCAACGGAUCAAUUGCAGAAUAUUUAUCAUGGGGAAUUGAUUCGAUCGAAGAAGACUGGUCAGCUACUCAGUUCUGGCAAACUUUUCGCAAUCUGGUUGCAGCUCCGCUGACUGAAGAAUUGACAUACAGAUCGUGUCUCAUGGGCCUCUAUGGACCAUGGCUGUCAUCUCCCCACUCAGAAAUAAUAUAUUUCACCCCACUGUUUUUCGGUCUCGCCCACAUCACCCACGCAUUAGACGCCAGGAUUGAGCGCCCACAACCAAUGGCUCCCUUAGUACUGGGAACUUUAUUCCGAACUGCAUAUACUACAUUUUUUGGUAUUUUAGCCAACCUUAUUUUUGUGAGAUCCAACUCUAUUUGGCCAUGCGUGGCAGCACACGCUUGGUGCAACUUUAUGGGAUUUCCAUUGCUUGCUGUUGAUGGGCACGUUUGGUGGAAAACGACAUACUAUUCACUGUCAUGCUUUGGAAUUUGGUACUUCUACACCAAGUUCUCCUACUGGCUACAGGGUAAUGACUUGUAA